AUGGCAACUCUUCCUCCUCCUGCUGUAUCUCAGUGGGAGGUGACUGCUUGUCAUACACCUCGCCGUGUGCUUCCUACCCAUCCUACCCUCUCCUCUCCUAUCGUUGAAAGUGAGAAACCCGUUGGAUUCGGCUCGUUUGGUGUCGUCUGGGAAGUGACAAACCCGCGGGAUGGGCGUCGCGUGGCGCUCAAACGCAUGACGAACGUCUUUGAUAGCGUCGCUGCGGCCAGGCGUGUUGUUCGUGAGCUGAAGAUGCUUUUCUUUCUGAAGCAUGACAACGUGUUGGCCGCGCUUGAUGUUGUGAAACCUUCGUCUCUCUAUUUCACUGAAGUUCACGUGUUAUUUGAAUUGAUGAUGUCAGAUCUCCACAAAGUCAUAUAUUCCUCUUUAUUUCUCACAGACUCACACAUCAAAAUUUUUCUCUAUCAGAUCUUGCGAGGCAUGAAGUACUUGCACUCAACCGGUAUCCUCCAUCGUGACUUGAAACCAGGAAAUCUCCUCGUCCAUAAGGAUUGCUCUCUGAAGAUCUGUGAUUUUGGUUUGGCUCGUAUGGCUGCAUCUGAUGCAUCGACUGCCAUGACACAAGAAGUCGUCACUCUGUAUUAUCGAGCCCCUGAGAUACUAGCCGGCUGCCCACAUUACGACUCUGCCAUCGACAUGUGGUCAAUCGGAUGUAUAUUCGCAGAGUUACUCGGCCGUGCCGUUCUCUUCCACGCGUCGAGUCCGAUCACUCAGCUAGACGAGAUCACAGACCUUCUAGGAACUCCGACUCUCACAGAACUGCAUUGUGCGUGUGAGGCAGCUCGUAUGCACAUCUCGAAGCAAAACAAGCAAAGCCAACUGAACAAUCUCAACAAUCUCUCAUCGAACGCGACACACGAAGCCGUUCAUCUUCUCUGCCAGUUUCUCAUCUUUGACCCUAAGAAAAGAAUCUCGUGUUUCGACGCUCUCUCGCAUCCGUAUCUCGAUGAAGGGCGGCAGUACUACCACACGAUGCUCUGCACGUGUUGCCACGUGAGGAACGGCAUACGUGUGUACAGCCGCGAUCUCGAACCGUCGAGCCCUCAUCUUUUCAACUCGUUGUACGAAGACAGUGUGAUGUACGUGUCCAGUUUACAACACAUUCUUCGACAGUUCAUCUCACAAGUCAAUCCGGAAAAGCCGCCACUUUAUAUCAACCCGGCGGCGGCCGUUUUGCCAAGUUUCUUCCGGACUCGUCCUGGACGAGCGCCCGAAACUUCAUAGUUGAUAACAACUGUAUAGAUGCGUGGGUGUGGACUUGAGAUUGCCGUUGAAUGUUAUAUAUGUUAAUUAAACAGACAGUAAAGCGA
This is a messenger RNA of Corticium candelabrum, 1331 nucleotides long. RefSeq names its product serine/threonine-protein kinase NLK2-like. Gene Ontology annotation, cellular component: cytoplasm; nucleus. Gene Ontology annotation, molecular function: ATP binding; MAP kinase activity. The transcript is spliced from 6 exons. Gene Ontology annotation, biological process: intracellular signal transduction; protein phosphorylation. The record is from RefSeq and is a predicted model, not a curated record. The coding region runs from base 1 to 1245 and encodes 414 amino acids. NCBI's taxonomy places the organism in Eukaryota, Metazoa, Porifera, Homoscleromorpha, Homosclerophorida, Plakinidae.